CAUUCCCGUGUCGGCGAAUACGGUACACAGUCACGGUAGUGUCGGACUCCACACUCGCAAUCAAGGGCUCCGCGGUGAGACAAGCUUCCCCCUCGACGGCCUCGCCUCUAUCUUCUAUAUUCUCUAAACCUCUUUCCCGUUCCUUCUCCGCACGAGCCCCUCAUGACAGAGGCUUUCCCCAGGGCCCUCGUUGGCCCAUCUUCCAAAGAGCGGAGGUAUGACCGCCAGCUGCGCUUGUGGGCGGCCAGUGGCCAGCAGUCCCUGGAGGACUCGCGCGUGCUUCUGGUCAACUCCGAUGGAUCCUGGGGUAAACAGAACACUGGAGUGUCCGGUGUAGUCGGGGUCGAGACGCUCAAGAACCUCGUACUUCCCGGCAUCGGGGGCUUUACCAUCGUGGACCCGGCCGUUGUCACGGAGCCCGAUCUCGGCGUGAACUUCUUCCUCGAGGAGGCCAGCUUGGGCAAGUCCAGAGCCGAGGAAACCUGCCGAUUGCUGAGAGAACUAAACCCGGACGUAGAAGGGACUUUCCAGACCAAGCCGAUCGCAGAGCUCCUGCGAGAUCCGGAGUUCCUGCCACAGCAUAAGCUGAUACUGGUAUCUGGCCCCGUGAAACGCUCUUCCUUGGUGGCCCUCCGCAAGUCUGCCAAAUCACUGGGUAUCCCAGUGCUGUAUGCGCGCUCGGUUGGCUUCUAUUCGAUCUUCUCCCUGCAGCUUGCAGACGUGUUUCCCAUUGUAGAGACACACCCGGACCCCGAAAGCACGCAGGACCUUCGUCUCCUGAACCCUUGGCCAGAGUUGGCAGCAGUCGGGGCUAGCAUCAGCAACUUGGAAAGUUUGGAUGACCAUCAACACGGUCACGUUCCGUAUAUACUACUUCUACUCCACUACCUGGAGCAAUGGAAAGAAGCCCACGAUGGCAACGUCCCAUCGAACUACAAGGAGAAAUCCGAAUUCCGAGAGAUGGUCCGGUCCAGUGCACGAACGAGCAACCCCGAAGGCGGCGAGGAGAACUAUGACGAAGCCGUUGCGGCAGUUCUGAAGUCGCUGAAUCCGUUCAGCUUGCGCAGUUCGAUCCGCGAAAUUUUCGAGAUGGAGGAGUGCACACGCCUUAACUCAGGGUCCGCCGAUUUCUGGGUCAUUGCAGCGGCCGUUCGCGAGUUUUACCAGAGACACAACGUGCUGCCCCUGCCGGGCUCGCUUCCCGACAUGAAGGCCCAGUCGGCCGAUUAUGUUUCGCUCCAGAAUAUCUACAAAUCGAAGGCGAGAAAAGACAUCGAAGAGGUGACUGAAAUUGUACGACGUAUUGAGGUGCAGCUCGGGACCCGUGUAGUCGAAGUCGCGGACAAGGACAUCGAGGUUUUCUGCAAAAACGCGGCUCACAUCAAGGUCAUUCGUGGUCGUGAUAUCCCUCAGGUCGCUGGAGACGCGCAUAGCCUGAAGACCCUACGGAAUCACCUGAGUAAUGACGAGUCAUCCAUCCCCAUCUUCCUUGCGUUCGAGAUUUUGGACGAUAUCGUGACCGACAUCCAAGACGGGAAGAGGCCAGAAGCAGCAUUGGAUGAUGAGACGGUGUGGGAGAGUGGAAUCGAACGCAUGGUUGGAGCGCUCACCUCGGACGACCCAUCGGCUGUGGACGACGACGCCCGGGAGCGCAUCCGAAAAGCCGCCCGAGAACUCCGACGGACUCAGGGCGGAGAGCUGCACAAUAUCUCCGCGCUGACGGGCGGACUCGUCGCACAGGAGGCACUCAAGGUCAUUACGAGACAGUACGGGCCUCUGGAUAAUACCUGCAUCUUUGACGGUGUACGCAGUGGCAGCGAAAUGUACAAGCUGUGAGGAAGGUGGUGGUAGUGGUGGCGAUCCAAAACCAGAACCUGCAUUAGCCCCUACGAGGAGUCUUCUCAUGACAUGAAUCACGAGUUUCAAGAAUCAAUUCUCCGGUACUUAGUACUGUCAGCCGUAUGCUCUCCUCUCCAUCUUCUCGGCAUGUUUGCAUUUCGCACCAGAAGAUUGAACUGGACGAUCGUCCCUGGCCUGCCCCGUGCGAGAUUUCCCGAACAUUCAAUACUAGCUGUUACAUCGAGAGCAACAACCUUCUGCAUAAUACGGAAAAAUGGCGGACGGUAAGUUAACUCCAGGGUGAGCCAAUUACCCUAUUGGAGUUUCGCAGAUUUUGCGAGAAUAAUAAUAAUGGGCAGGCCAGG
Aspergillus heteromorphus CBS 117.55 is the source of this 2204-nucleotide messenger RNA. Its product is annotated as NEDD8-activating enzyme E1 regulatory subunit. The record is from RefSeq and is a predicted model, not a curated record. Gene Ontology annotation, molecular function: NEDD8 activating enzyme activity. The transcript is spliced from 2 exons. Gene Ontology annotation, biological process: protein neddylation. NCBI's taxonomy places the organism in Eukaryota, Fungi, Ascomycota, Eurotiomycetes, Eurotiales, Aspergillaceae. The coding region runs from base 163 to 1836 and encodes 557 amino acids. Gene Ontology annotation, cellular component: cytoplasm.